Molecule: messenger RNA, 817 nt
Organism: Aspergillus aculeatinus CBS 121060
Lineage: Eukaryota; Fungi; Ascomycota; Eurotiomycetes; Eurotiales; Aspergillaceae
Product: Isochorismatase hydrolase
Exons: 2
Coding region: 1-597 (198 amino acids)
Source: RefSeq, a predicted model, not a curated record
AUGGCGCCUCGAAAGGCUCUCUUCGUCAUUGAUAUCCAGAAAGAGCUUGCCGUCGAUCCCACAACCAGAGUCCCCCAUGCGGAUCGAGUCAUCGCGUCCGCCGAGGGAACCCUCAACGCCAUCCGGUCGGUCAUCGAUUCCUGCCGCGAGAAGAACCAACCAUCUCCGUGGGCUAUCUAUUUCAUUCAGCACGAAGAAAGCUCUGCGAGUGGGACGCUGCUGCGGGGCAGCGAGCCGUGGGAACUGGUGUUCACCCCGCGGGUGGAUGUCGAGGAGGAACUCGUGGUCGCGAAGAAGACUGGCAACACGUUCGAGUCGAAUCCUACCCUCUCGACGCGCCUCCGCAAUGCCGAUAUCAACGAAAUAGUGGCUCUGGGUCUGCAAAGCGAGAAGUGUGUCGAAGCGACCUGCAAGGGUGCGUUGGCGGCGGGGUUCCGCGUGACUCUCCUUGCUGGCGCGCACUCAACGUACGACUCGGAGGGAAAGACGGCAACAGAGCUCGAGCGCGAGGUUGAGCGGCGUCUGUCGACUCGUGGGGCUCGUGUGUUGCGGUGGGAAGAGGCGGCUUCACAGUGGGUUCAGGAGCAGCGUCGAUAGAUUGGUUGCGGCCUGUUCGGGCAUGUUUUUACCAGCAUUCUUUUCUAGUUGAAGUCUUAAUUUAACAUUUGCUUUCGGGUAAAAUGUCAUUCAAGUUAGUAAAAAGCAAUAGUUAACCGAGACUGGGGCUUUUUACCUUGGCUGCAUCGGAGUCCCAGGGAACAUAUGUUAAUAAUGAUGGAUCAUGGAGAAGACGGAGAGAGAAGCAGGGAAGUCUAAG